AUCAGAGAUGUUUGGGUAGAUUAUUUAAGGCGAAAUAAUAUAAACUAAGCAAAAGGUGUAAUUGAAAAUACUUAAAAAUGAAAAAAAUACAGAUAUUGACCCUAAGUUGAUAAAAGAAUUAGUCAAAGAAGUUGAUCUUGAUGCAGACUUAUAUUAAAAGCCAGAUAUUUUAUAUUAAGUUGCACAAGAAUACUUCAAAGUAACAGGAAAUAAACUAUAAAUCGACUUAGAAAGCGCUAAAAACUUCAUAUAAUCAAUCCAUGUGCUUGACCUUUCAUUUGCAUUAAAAUGGGUGUAUUUAUAAGCUUCAAAAGAUGAAUUAGAACAGAUUGAUAUUGUUUUAGACGCUAAUGAUGAUCCUUUGAAGAAAAUUGUACUUUUAAAUAUUGCUCUGGAAUAAUCAAAAGAUAUUUCAAUAUCUACUUUACUGCAAUUAGUCAGUGAUAAUUAAGAAAUACUAUAUGGUUUAUCUUUAUAUAUAAAUAAAAGGCUAGAAACUCAAGAUAUUUAGACAUUAAUUCCUCUACUCUAUGCAAUGAUUAAAGAAUCUGAAAUAAAAGCUAUAAAUUAACUAAUUACAUUAGAAUUACUUAUAAAAGUGUUCGCAUAAUAUCCAGAGCAGAAGAAUUAACUCUUUAAUUAAUUAAUAUCAGACGACAAAAUAAUUACAAAAUUAGAAUGGGAGAAAGAAUUUUAAAAUUACACUUAAUAGGAUCAAUAAAACCCAAAUUUAUCUCUAAGAAAGACAAAAGCAGUAUAUUAAUACAAAGAUGAUUAAUAUGACACGAUAAUAAAUUAAUUCAAAAGUCAAUGGGAAGAUUAGUUCAAUAGCAUGACCUCACCUACGAAAUUAGUGUUAGCAAAAGAUAAUAUUUUUGAUAGCACUAGUAUAAGCCCAAAUUUAUUCUAAUCUGUGAAUUAAAUCAAAGGAGAUGAAGAGGAAGAUAUAUAAAACAUCACUGUAAACAGAAGAAGAAAAACAGUUAUGGCCAAAAAAUUGCUAGCUUAAACAGUUCAUCUAGAAGGUUCUAAUGCUCCUGAAGAACUUGAAUUAAAAAAGAGCAAAACUAUUGAAUAAACAGACCCUUCGCCACUAAUUUCGUAAAAUUAACUUCCUACAUAACUUAAUUAAACAACACCUCCACCUCCAACAUUAAACUCAGGUAAUCCUCCACCUCCACCUCCACCUCCUCUUUCAUCCUCUUAAACUGGUAUUCCUCCUCCUCCUCCACCUCCACCCUCUUUAACUGGUAAUCCUCCUCCGCCUCCACCUCCACCUGGUGCUUAAAUUACUGCAAAAAAGGUUAAUCAGGAGUAUUUGAAACUCAGUUAUUCUCUUCUUAAAAUUAAACUUGAAGGGACUAUCUGGAUGAGACAAUUGAAAGGUUAUUAGAUUAAAGCAAAAGAAGAUACUCUAUAAGUGUUUAUAAGAAGAAAUGCAAGAUAGUAACAAAUAAAUGGAACAAGACCAAAGUUAGUACAAAAAGAAGCAGUUGUAUAUUUACCUUCUGUGUUUACUGUCUAAAAUUAAGUAGUAGUAUUAUCAUUAAUACGAAAUAGGCUUCAGAGAUUGAAUUUAGCGGAAAUUAUGGAACAGGUAAAUGAGCUUGAAUUCCUUGGUAAAAAUUAAGAUAAGGAAAUAAUUGAGCAUCUUAAUAAAGCUGUCUAAUAUAUAACCCCAGAAUUUGAUUCUUAAUAUUAGAACAUCGUAAGAUAAGCUAAAGCAUAAACUAAAGAGUUUGUAAAGAAAUAGCUUGAAGCUGAUAGUGAAUUUUAAAAAAAGGAGGGAGAAAGACUAAUAACUUUAUCAAUAGAGGAAAGAGUAAAAGCUGAUUAAGAAUUUGAUGAAGAUUUGAAUAAAUUAUCAGUUGAGCUAUAGGCUGAUUUCAAAGAAGACGAGAUUCGACAAACACUUUCAGAAGUUGAGCCAAAGUUGCAAUAACUUAAAAACGAUCUUGAUGUUGCAGAAUCAGAAGAAUAGAAAAAGGAGGUAUUAUUAAAAUUGGAGAGUGUGCUUUUUGAAAAGCAUAAACUGCUUUAAUAAAAAAAUUUGAGUUUGGAUAAAUUCUAACCUAGCCAAGUUGACACUCUUCUCAAAUUUAUAAACGAUAGAAACUCUAGAUAAGCAAUCUAAAUAGAGUAUUUUUAUAAGGAGCAUCUUGACCGUAAACUCCAUAUUGAAAAUACUGUUACACAAUAUAGUGAAGUGUUCGAAGAACUUAAGAAGGAUGUAGAAUUAGUGAUGUAUUUCCAGUACAUCAAAGAAUAUGCGAAAGUAUUAAAUAAUAUUCCAGAUGACGAAGUUGGAUUUAAAUUUGAAAAUAUGAUUAACUUCUCACAUAAAGGAAAAAAUUCAGAUGGAAAAUAAGAAGAAUUGGUUAAAUUCAUAGUAGAACAAAUGAUGGAAUAAGGGAUUGCCUUUAAAGACUUAUCAUAAACUCCAUUUAAGUAUCUCUAAGUUUUAUCCUAACCUAAUAAUGCUUUAACAGAAAUUCAACAUUUUAUCAAAGUGUAUACAGAUCAUUAGAAGUUCUUAGUAACUUUAAGUUAAGAUGAAAAAAAUAAAGAUUUUAUCAAAAAAACUGAGAAAUACUCUUCCUAAUAUAAUGAUUUUGUUUUUUCCAUGAAGACAAUUUAUGAAAAUGAUUAAGAGAAUUUUAAACAUCUAAAAGAGUUCCUUUGCGAUGAUAGAUCUGAUAUGGAUACCCCCAGAUUCUUCAAAGAUAUACUGGAUAUUAAAGAAAUGCUGAGAGGUUUUUAUAAUACUAUCAGAGUCGAAUAAAAAAAUAGAAAGAUAUAAGCUAGAACUAAAAAGACUGCAGCUUGAUUAAUUAUAUAGAUAUAUUAUUUUCAUCGAAAUAAUUUUCGAU
Messenger RNA from Paramecium octaurelia, 2870 nucleotides. NCBI's taxonomy places the organism in Eukaryota, Ciliophora, Oligohymenophorea, Peniculida, Parameciidae. The record is from the annotation of a GenBank genome assembly.